AUGGGCAAGCAAGAAGAUACAACACUCGACCAGCACGUGUCAGGCCAGGCUAACGGCAAUGGCCUCUCGAAGCCUGCCCACGCACUCACGUUCACUCAAGUCACAGAUGACAUCAAGGCUAACGCCGAGAACGGUCUCUCAUCAACAGAAGCCAAAGAACGACACGGCAAGUAUGGAAGCAACGAACUUGGCGACGCCGGUGGUGUUGAACCUGGAAAGAUUCUUAUUCGUCAGAUUGCAAAUGCGAUGACGCUGGUGCUCAUCAUGGCCAUGGUCGUUAGUUUUGCCAUCAAGUCAUGGAUCGAAGGCGGCGUUGUUGCAGCAGUCAUUGGACUGAACAUCGUCAUCGGAUUCAUGCAGGAGUUCAAGGCCGAAAAGACCAUGGACUCACUCAAAUCACUUAGUUCUCCCACCGCCAACGCCGUUCGCGAUGGAAAGACCGUCAACAUCCCCACAGUCGAGAUUGUCCCUGGCGAUAUGGUUGAGAUCAAGACUGGCGACACAGUACCCGCGGACGUCAGACUCAUCGAAGCAGUCAACUUCGAGACCGACGAAGCCCUGCUGACUGGAGAAUCCUUGCCCGUAAGAAAAGACGCCGAAGCCAUAUUCAAUGCGGACACUGGACCCGGUGACCGUCUCAACGUCGCCUACUCUUCCUCGGUUGUUACCAAAGGUCGCGCUCGUGGCAUUGUUUACGCUACUGGCAUGUACACCGAGAUCGGAUCGAUCGCCGCAGCACUUCGCAAGAAAGACUCGAAAGUCAGACCCGUCAAGCGCAAGCCCGAUGGCUCCGCUAAGCCUCAUAGAUACGCUCAAGCGUGGACCUUGACCUUCUCGGAUGCCGUCGGUCGCUUCCUCGGUAUCAACGUUGGAACGCCUCUUCAGAAGCAGCUCUCGAGGCUCGCAGUACUGCUCUUCUUCGUUGCUGUCAUCUGCGCUAUCAUCGUCGAAGCCGCCAACAACUUUAGCAGCCAACAAGAAGUCAUCAUCUAUGCCGUUGCCACUGGUCUCAGUAUGAUCCCCGCAUCCCUCGUGGUUAUCCUGACUAUCUGCAUGGCUGCUGGUACCCGAAGAAUGGUUGAGCGUCAUGUCAUCGUCAGAAAUCUGCGCUCACUCGAGGCCCUCGGCGGCGUUACUGAUAUUUGCUCCGACAAGACUGGCACAUUGACUCAGGGCAAGAUGAUGGCCAAGAAGGCUUGGAUCCCUGCCAAAGGCACAUACUCGAUCGGAGAGACCGAUGAGACCUCUAACCCUACCGUCGGCGACCUCCAAUUCAGUCCUGAAGAACCAAGAAACAUCAAAGCCGGAGAAGAGAAGCACGACGUUGUUGCUUAUGAUGACGAACUCAAGGACAAUGAACAUCUGGCACACUUCCUCAGAGUAGCUGCUUUGGACAACCUGGCCAUUGUCCAGAAAGACGAGGACGACAAAUGGACGGCUCGAGGAGACCCUACUGAGAUUGCUAUUCAGGUCUUUGCAGCUCGCUUUGGCUGGAACAGAUCGACUUUCAUUUCUGGCAACAGCCCCAUGUGGAAGGAGAUUGCCGAGUUCCCUUUCGAUUCUGACGUCAAAAAGAUGUCUGUUAUUUUCGAGGAAGCUGCUACCGGCAANAAGCAGGUAUUCACAAAGGGUGCCGUUGAACGCGUCAUCGGUUCAUGCAUCAACCUCUACCAAGACGACUCUGGCAAAGCAGUCGAGAUGACCGAGGCUAUCCAAGAGGAGAUCUUGCAGAAUAUGGAAGCUAUCGCCUCCCUUGGCUUGAGAUGUCUGGCACUGGCCAGCAAGGACUUUGAAGGUGAAAUCAACAAAGAUGAGGAGGUCGACCGCAACUCUAUCGAGAAUGGUCUGACCUUCCGAGGUCUUGUUGGCCUUUAUGACCCUCCUCGCCCUGAAUCUGCCUCUUCAGUCCGCCAGGCUCACGAGGCUGGUAUCAUUGUUCAUAUGUUGACCGGUGACCACAAGGGUACUGCGCAAGCAAUUGCUGCUGAUGUCGGUAUCCUGCCUACUCAUAUGAAAGAUCUGUCGAAAGAGGUCCUAGACGCUAUAGUCAUGGAGGCUAGCGGUUUCGACAAGCUCAGUGACGACGAAAUCGACGCUCUCCCUGUUCUUCCACUAGUCAUUGCUCGCUGCGCACCCAACACCAAGGUCCGCAUGAUCGAGGCUCUACACAGACGUAAGGCUUUUGCUGCCAUGACCGGUGACGGUGUCAACGACUCACCUUCCCUGAAACGUGCCGACGUCGGUAUCGCUAUGGGACAAUCCGGCUCUGACGUUGCAAAAGACGCCUCCGAUAUUGUCUUGACAGACGACAAUUUCGCCAGUAUCCUCAACGCCGUUGAGGAAGGUCGCCGCAUGUUCGACAACAUCCAAAAGUUCAUCCUCCAUCUUCUCUCCCAGAACAUUGCUCAGGCUUGUAUCUUACUCAUUGGCCUUGUCUUCAAAGACCUUGACGACCUCUCGGUCUUCCCCAUCUCGCCUGUCGAGAUUAUGUGGAUCAUCAUGAUUACCAGUUCCUUCCCUGACAUGGGUCUGAGUUUCGAGGAAGCCGUGCCUGAUGUCAUGCGCCGUCCUCCUCAAAGUCUCAAGCGCGGUGUCUUCACCUUUGAGGUUCUCAUCGACAUGCUUGUCUAUGGCCUCUGGGUUGCAGCGCUUUGUUUGUGCUCUUUCUGCCUUGUUCUUUAUGGAUUCGAGGAUGGCAACAUUGGCCGUAUCCCUGCUACUGGCUGCAACGCCUCUUGGUCUCCCGAGUGCGAUGUUGUCUUCCGUGCCCGUUCGACCUGCUUUGCUACACUGACCUGGUUCUCGCUGUUCCUCGCUUGGGAAAUGAUUGACCCUCGUCGCAGCUUCUUCCGCAUGAAGCCCGACUCCGAUCGCUACUUCACUCAGUGGAUGUUCGAUGUCUGGCGCAACAAGUUCCUAUUCACGGCCGUCGUUGUCGGCUUCGUCCUCAUCUUCCCAGUCCUCUACAUUCCUGUCAUCAACCACGAUGUCUUCCGUCAUACUGGCAUCUCCUGGGAGUGGGGCAUUGUCUUCAUCGCUACCCUCAUCUUCUUCAUCGGUAUCGAGUCCUGGAAGUGGGCGAAGCGUAUCUAUUUCCGCCAUCAGGCAGCGAAGGCUGGACCCGAGGCUCAAGACAUUGAGACUGCCAUCUUUGGCAAGUACAUGCGUGACCUGACACCCGUUGGUAGCUGGUCGCAGUCCACCAUGAAGGAGGAGGAAGUCUGA
This is a messenger RNA of Aureobasidium uvarum, 3225 nucleotides long. The record is from the annotation of a GenBank genome assembly. NCBI's taxonomy places the organism in Eukaryota, Fungi, Ascomycota, Dothideomycetes, Dothideales, Saccotheciaceae.